AUGGCGUUUUCCAUGGUUACUUGCACCGUCGACAAAAGGAAGUUGGACAACAUUUGCCGCCUCUGCCUGACGGACGUCCCAGAGGCCGGUCAUUUGCAGCCGAUCUUCCCUGUACGGGGCGGGAAAAUUACCAACCCGUCUGCAGUCGUCAACAAGAUACGCCAGUGCACCUCGCUAAAGCUGGAACCCGGAAUCAGUGGUCCACGAUCGAUAUGCGAGCUGUGCAGCGUCAGGUUGGAGGAUUGGUACGCGUUCCGCGAGCAAUGUCUCGGCACGGACGAAUACCUGAGGGCCGGUUUGAUGGGGUCGACGAAAGGGUUGGCCGAUGAACAGGCAGUGGCAGCGUUCAAUCUAUCGCUCACCGAAUCGGCCACCGAACAAUCACUACCAUCGUUGUCCCUCGCCACCAGUGGACGGCUCAGUUUGUCCAAUCGUCGAAAGAGCACCUUCGAAUAUGCCCACCCCGAAACGGUCAAUGAGAUGAUGGAAGAAUGUGAUACGGUGGACAACGGUGCAAUUCACCAUUCAUUCGAAACCGAACCUAUCUCGUCGGUGCAGUCAUCUCCGGCGUCACUACUGCAGUCCGAUUGGAUGAGUGAGUACCGCGCACGCGUCGAGGCCCAAAGCGCGGGGGAGACCAGUGUUCGGCCGUACAAGUGCAUGCUUUGCAAGAAACAGUUCAAGCAGCAGAUGAACCUGCGCCGCCACAUCAAGUACAAUCACGCCAGAGAAGACCGCGGCGCAAUGGACGACAAUUACAGUACGGCGCCCGAGUCAUACACCACCGAAGGAGCGAGGACGGAUGCACCUGAUGCUAAACAAUGUCCAGCACCACCGGCCAUGCUACUGGUCGCCAAGCAUUUCUGUGAAGUGUGCUCCCGUUCGUUUAAGAUGGCAGCCCAUUUGGCCAUGCACAAGAAGACACAUCAGUCCGUCGGCACCGAACAGACGAAGCACCAGAAGCUCGACACCGCUGCGCCAGCGUCGCAGAUCGGUGGCCACAACAGAACCGGACGGAAAACCGACAUCGAACCGAGUGACAUUAUCCAGCUGUCGGAUGACGAAGAUGACCACGGGGUAGCAAAGGAAGAUGCGACGGACGGUGGCGGUAGUGGUGAUGCGAAUGGAUACGGGCACCAGGUAAACGACGACGAGCUAGACGAUGGGUUCGAUGAGGAAGAGGGCAGCCUCAAGAGCUCGGACACAAAGAAUGGCGACAUGCCGAUGACUGACCCAUCCUCGUUGGCGAUCGUCGAGAUCGGGGCGGAUGAUGAAGGGAAUGGCGACGUUGGUGGAGCCGUGCCAGAGAAGGGAGCAACCCCACCCCCACCGCCACCACGACUGUCACCGCCGGUAACGAUGGUGCUAUCAUCGCGUCCUGGGCCACUGUCGUCUAAACGAAGGUACAUCACCACGGGUGAUGGUGAAGCCGUCUCCACUGCCAAAAGGGCCACCACCAGCGUCAGUCCCACACCGCCGGUCAACUGUCGGCAAUCGUUUCCUGGGCCUGUGCCGCAGGUCGCCACACCGUUCCGAUGCGUCUUCUGCCAAGAAACGUUUGCCCGGGAGGAGACAAUGCGUGCCCAUAUGAAAACGCACCAGAACGAUGCGGCCGUUCCGUUCCGGUGCCCGGUCUGCCGUAAAGGCUUCCGGUACCGGCAAAACUACAUCAUACACGUGGAAAACCAAACGUGCCGCAAUGCGGCAAUGGUGGCGGUAUCGGUCAUAGGUAGCAACAAGGAACCAGCGGGCGCUCUUGCUUCAUUGAUCUCGGCUCCGUCGGGCGAGCCGACGAAUGAGCAGUCGACGACGGUAGGGCAAACAUUGCCAAGGAUGGUGGCUAAAAAGCGCGCUUGGUAGUAGAGAGUCGCCGCCAGAACGAACACUUCGCAGUAUUUUAUGGGAAAAAUUCUGUUGACGCCCGUUAGUGGCAGGCGUUUCAGCGAUCGCCGUGAUUUCCCGAAAGAGACGAUACUUUUGCUCGAAGAUUACUUUUUAGAUGUACCGUGCCAUACUCACGCUUCCGUGCCACGUUCCACUCGGAGCGCGGUGUCAUUUGAGACUCAAAACAUGAGA
Molecule: messenger RNA, 2076 nt
Organism: Anopheles bellator
Lineage: Eukaryota; Metazoa; Arthropoda; Insecta; Diptera; Culicidae
Product: sal-like protein 2
Exons: 2
Coding region: 1-1860 (619 amino acids)
Biological process (GO): regulation of transcription by RNA polymerase II
Cellular component (GO): nucleus
Molecular function (GO): zinc ion binding; DNA-binding transcription factor activity; RNA polymerase II cis-regulatory region sequence-specific DNA binding
Source: RefSeq, a predicted model, not a curated record